UUGGAGAAACAACUGGUGGUGGAACGGGUUAACUGAAAUAAACUUAGGAAAUUAAAAAAAAAAUUACAAUACGUAAAAAUAGCAGUACGAAUGACUAGCGGUUUUUGAAUUGUAAUGUAUAUAUUAGUUCAAAUUUAUUGAAAAUUUUCUAAGUUACAGACUAUGGAUGAGUCAAAAGAUGCUGAAAUGAACAAAGUAUUAGCCGGUGAGGAGAUCUUAGAAAGUGGCUUCGGUGUGGAAAAGGCUAAUAUACAGAUGGAUAUUUGUCCUGCUCAAGAGAAACAAAGCCUCUUGCGAAGAAAUUGUAAAAUAGCCCUUAUAUGCCUGAUACACAUUGCAGUUGGUUCAUAUUUUGGCUACGCCACACAUUAUUAUAUACGUGAAUAUAAUAAUCAUCAGUGUUCCGAGGCCUUGGAAAGAGAUCCCCUUUAUUGUUCCAUGCGAUUUUGUGAUGGCUACGGAUUUCUGAUAUUAUUUCUUGGCUUCAUUUAUUUCGGCUUAAUUUAUUAUAAGGUGUUUAAGCCUACAUUGGGUCAUAGACUAUAUCGAAAAUAUUUGGUGCCCCUAAACAGAUGGUGGAUGAUCUUCAGCAGAAAGAGAUCCACAUCGGCCAUAUUAAUCGGAUUUUUGUUUGUAAUAUUGGCCAUAUUCCUGUAUUACGAAACCAAAGAUGAACCCCAAAAAUUAUCAUCCCUGGCAGCUCCGUGUUUCUUCAUCGCCUGUGGCAAUGCCUUCUCCACAAAUCGUUCAGCCAUCAAAUGGCGUCUGGUCAUAACCGGUAUUACCUGUCAAUUUAUGCUGGGCAUAAUUUGUAUCCGAUGGAGUGUUGGCCGUAGCAUUUUCGAAUGCAUUGGCAAUCGGACGGCCAAUUUUCUUUCGUUUGCCGAUGAGGGAAGUCGUUUUGUCUAUGGCGAUGAUAUGAUUAGUCAGGGGGUCUUUGCUUUUGCCAUUUUGUCGGUGAUAUUUUUCUUUAGUUUCCUAAUCUCGAUUCUUUAUUAUAUGGGUGUGAUGCAAUGGGUGGUCAUGAAAUUGGGUUGGCUAUUGGCCCAGCUGCUGGGCACAACGGUGUGUGAAAGUGUAACUGCUGCGGCGAAUAUAGUCUUGUCCAUGACAGAGAGUGCUAUCCUCAUACGGCCGUAUAUUAAACUGUUGACGGCCAGUGAAAUCCAUUCAAUUAUGGUAUCGGGUUUCGCCACGGUAUCGGGUUCAGUUUUGGCGGCGUAUCUGAGCUUUGGUGCCUCUCCGGCUCAUUUAAUAACAUCGAGUGUUAUGGCGGCUCCUGCCUCAUUGGCCAUAUCCAAAUUGUAUUUGCCCGAAACGGAGGAGAGUAAAAACUCGGCAAAUAACAUACAAUUGGAGAAAUCUCAGGACUCCUCUUUAUUGGAUGCCGCCUCGAAUGGGGCCAACAAUGCCAUACAAAUUGUCUUGGGCGUCACUGCAAACCUAAUAGCCUUUGUGGCCUUUAUUGCCUUUCUCAAUGCUGUGGUCAGCUGGUUUGGCGGUUUGGUGGGCCUGGACUAUGUUGAUUUUGAAUGGCUAUUCUCGAAACUGUUUAUACCCCUGGCCUGGGCAAUGGGUGUUCCCUGGCAGGACUGCGAUGAAGUGGCCAAAAUUGUGGCAACCAAGACCAUCAUCAAUGAAUUUGUGGCCUAUGAACGUUUGGGGAUCCUUAUUAACAAUAAUGCGAUAAGUGCCCGAAGCGCGGGUAUUGCAACCUUUGCCAUUUGUGGCUUUGCUAAUCCCAGUUCCAUGGGCAUGAUGAUAGGCAUCUUGGCUACAAUGGCUCCCAAAAGUCGCGGUGUCAUAACUUCAGUGGCCUUUCGAGCUUUCGUGGUGGGCAGUAUUGUCUGCUUUGUUUCAGCAAGUUUUGCAGGUAUUUUAAUGCAAGAGGAAGAGGAGAGCCGUGUUUACCAGAAAAUAUUAAGUUUAAAUCAAUUGCGAAACAUUACCAUAGGUGUAAUUGAGAAACAAUAA
Molecule: messenger RNA, 1974 nt
Organism: Musca domestica (house fly)
Lineage: Eukaryota; Metazoa; Arthropoda; Insecta; Diptera; Muscidae
Product: solute carrier family 28 member 3-like
Exons: 7
Coding region: 163-1974 (603 amino acids)
Biological process (GO): nucleoside transmembrane transport
Cellular component (GO): membrane
Molecular function (GO): nucleoside:sodium symporter activity
Source: RefSeq, a predicted model, not a curated record